Adineta ricciae is the source of this 996-nucleotide messenger RNA. Lineage: Eukaryota; Metazoa; Rotifera; Eurotatoria; Adinetida; Adinetidae. The record is from the annotation of a GenBank genome assembly.
AUGACCAUUGAUUUGAACAAUUUACCCGAUGAGAUUCUUUUCCUGGCAAAUAAUGAGUUUUAUGAAUUUAUAAAAACAUGUCUCGGUGAUGACGAAAUGUUACUAUUAAAAAUUCAAUCUAUCAAAAGCAUUCGAGCACUACUCAAUGUUCCAGAUGUCUUAGCCGUGAUAAACAUCAAAUGUAAAGAACUUGUCGAUAUUAAAAAUCGUAUAUGUUUUAUCGACGAGAAUAAUAAUAAUCGAUUUGUCGUCAAAUCUGGAAUCAAAGGUGGAAUUGACGAUUUAUUAUCUGUCUUGAAAGAAAAGCAAUCUGAAUACAUCAAACGAACAAAGCGUUUGAAAACAUCAUCUCGUUCUUCAAAGAAUAAUUAUACGUCAACAGGUACACAUAUGCUGAAUUCAUCAAAUACAAUUUCCGAUGACUUAACAGUAGUACCAACAGCAGCGAGCGGAACAUCAAGUUUGGAUUCUGUUAAUUCUGUAUUUACACCACCAAUACCUACCACAGUGUCAUAUUCCAUGUCCAUCAACGAUUAUGAAGAUUUGAUUUCAAGCAGCAUUGAGAAAUUCUCAUUGAGUACAUUGGGAAACAUAACAUUACGAAACAAAGACGAUUAUACAAUAUUCUUAAGCGUCUUGGAUAAAAAUGUUGAUGCAUACAUCAAAUGUAAAUGCAAUUCAUCUAUCAAGAUUAACCAUAGAUCAAAUACAAAUUCAUUUCAAUUGUCACAGUUUUUCAAACAUUUGAAAAAUAGCUGUUAUCUUAUCACAAAGAAAAAACAACAAAUCAAUUCAAUCUCAAGGGAAAUGAACAAUUCGUUAAAUGGAUCGUCGCAAGAUGAUAUAUUGGAAAGUGAAGGUUUGGAUGACAACGAUCUCGCUUCUGCAAAUCUAAGUGAUCUUUCUGAAACUGAAACAAAUAACUCGGUCGUCAAAAAAAAACGUUCUUUAUCUCAUUCGACAUCAUCAAGAAUUACGAAACGAUCGAAAAUAUGA